Harpegnathos saltator (Jerdon's jumping ant) is the source of this 2370-nucleotide messenger RNA. RefSeq names its product leucine-rich repeat-containing protein 40. NCBI's taxonomy places the organism in Eukaryota, Metazoa, Arthropoda, Insecta, Hymenoptera, Formicidae. Gene Ontology annotation, molecular function: protein binding. Gene Ontology annotation, cellular component: cytoplasm. The record is from RefSeq and is a predicted model, not a curated record. Bases 441 to 2246 code for a protein of 601 amino acids. The transcript has 11 exons.
UUUAUUCGAUAAAGGCAUAGCGGAUUCUCCAUUGUGCCCGUUUGACAAUUGUUUUCAAACUAUAGAUCAUGUAUUUUUUGAAUGUGCCGAAAUUCGAAGGAAUCCUAUUGGCUUAUUAAAGAGACUGCACAAAGCGGGUGUCGGCCCUGCUGAGAAAAUUGCCGAUUUAGUUUUCUCCAACAAUUCCCAGGUUUUCCUCCUUCUGGAGAGUUUUGUACGUAAGGUUGGCUGCGCCAUCUAACUAUUAUAUUAACUAGAAGUGGACAAAGAGAUUGAAAUCUCGGGCCCAUAGUUGGAAGAAGAAGAAGAAGAAAUUCUUACAGUCAUUUGCGACUGCGACUCGGCAUCGUGUUCAUUUAUAUGUCAAGUCAAAGUGAAAAUAUAUGUCAAUAAAUCUUCCUAAUGAUCGAGAUUGAAACGACGUCAUUGUCGUCGUAAAUAUGAGCGGCGUCAAAAAGAAGGCCAACCACUUAGCAGUGUUUAAACAGCGUACAAAAAACGACGAUGAUGCCGAGCUGUCGAAAAGCGCGAUCAUAUCGGCAAGAAAGACUGGACGAUUGAAUCUCUCGUCGAGAGGAUUGUCCUCGGUACCAGAUAGAGUGUGGAGCAUAAAUGAAUUGACAGAAGAGGAAUUACGCAAUUUGCACUUUGAGCUUGAUUAUGAGCACAAAGAGGAACGAUGGUGGGAACAGGAACCAUUAAGAGCCUUAGAUCUGAGCUCCAACAGUUUGACUGCCAUUGAUAACAGAAUGCGAUUUCUGACGGGUCUCAAUACAUUGGAUCUGCAUAAUAAUGUCUUGGAGGAGCUACCAGUGGCAAUUGGAUCUUUGCGUGAACUGAAAGUGUUAAAUUUAUCGGACAAUAAACUGGAAUGCUUACCUGCGCAAUUUUACACAUUGGAGGAACUGUGCGAGUUGUAUCUGAAAAAUAAUUAUAUCAAUAUGUUGGAACCGGAGAUUGGAAAUCUGAUUAUGUUAACUCAUUUGGAUUUAUCAUACAAUAAUUUGAGCGAUUUGCCAAUCGGAAUGGGAUAUAUGGUACGAUUAGUCACGUUAAAUUUGUGUCACAAUAUGAUUAAAGAAUUACCACCGGAUAUGACAAAUAUGAGAACACUAAAGACAUUAGACGCCAGCUUUAACAAGCUGGAGAUACUACCGUCGUUGGGUGAAUUACGAAAAGUAGAGAGAAUGAUGCUCCACUCGAACAAUUUGAAGGAAUUCCCGGACAUAUCAGGUUGUUCUGCUUUGACAGUCUUGCAUUUGGAUAACAAUAACAUUUCUGAGAUCGUGCCGGAGUACUUGGAUGGAGUCGGUAAUCUAACGAAGUUCACUUUGCAAAACAAUCAAAUUGAAAUGAUACCCGAGGAAAUAAUCAAACUGAUCAACCUGCAAGUUUUUGAUCUGUCGCAUAAUAAUAUAUCCUUGAUACCCUUUUGCAUCGGUAUCUUACCAAACUUGAAGCAGUUUAUAAUUAAGGGAAAUAACAUAAAGAAUAUAAGAGGAGAUAUCAUAAGAUGUGGUACACCGCGUAUUUUGGCUCACAUACGCCAAACCACGGACAGUACAAAUGUAAAUACUAAAGUAUUAUUACCAUGUGCCAGUGUUAGCAAAUUUCCAGACAAAUAUAUGAUGAAGAAUACAAAACUGCUCAGUUUAUCUGGGCAGAAUCUUCUGGAAUUCCCGGAAGAGGUUUUGAUAGACGCAGUGGAAGCCGCAGUUACGGUUGUUGAUUUGAGUAGGAACAAACUGUCAGAGCUACUUGUUGAAAUGGCUCAGCUUGUUACAGUGACAGAUUUAAAGUUAACUUCAAAUCUCUUGACACAUCUGCCAGAGUGGAUAGGUGAAAAGUACAAAUACCUGCAGGCCUUAGACAUAAGUAAAAACUACUUGGAAUCUUUACCUUUAAGUAUUGGUUGCCUGAAAUACUUGCGAGAUAUCGAUCUUUCGUUUAACAGAUUUAUAGAAUUGCCAGAAGCAAUUUAUAAUGUUAUGUCUUUGGAAAGUUUAAUUGCUAAUGAUAAUCUAAUUGGUGAAAUUAACGUAUCGUCUUUAGGAAAGCUUAAAAAGUUAGCAAUUUUAAAUCUGGCGAAUAAUAAUAUUGCUCAUGUGCCACCUGAACUUGGUAACUUGAAAAAUUUGAGAAAUUUAUCAUUAUCAGGAAAUUGUUUCAAAUAUCCUAGACAAGCAAUUUUAAUGAAAGAUACGGAAGAAAUACUGAGGUACCUGCGUAAUUUAAUACCUCGAUAAUAAACAAGUCAGUAUAGAAUAUAAGUACAAAUAUUCAUAUUACUAGAUAUUUAAAGAAUGUUACAAUUUAAAAUUGUGUGCGAGUGCAUGCACGUGAGAGAAAUUAUAUGUAUAAAAUAUAUAU